This is a messenger RNA of Ceratotherium simum simum (southern white rhinoceros), 954 nucleotides long. RefSeq names its product olfactory receptor 10AG1-like. Lineage: Eukaryota; Metazoa; Chordata; Mammalia; Perissodactyla; Rhinocerotidae. The record is from RefSeq and is a predicted model, not a curated record. Gene Ontology annotation, cellular component: membrane. Gene Ontology annotation, molecular function: G protein-coupled receptor activity; olfactory receptor activity. Gene Ontology annotation, biological process: G protein-coupled receptor signaling pathway.
AUGGGAUCCACAGGACAAAACCUCCCACAGGAGAACCUCACUGCAUUGGUGGGAUUCAUUCUGCUUGGCUUUUCUGAUGUUCCUGACCUCCAAGGAUUUCUUUUUGGGGUGUUUCUGAUCAUCUAUGUGAUUAUUCUGAGCAAUAGCCUCAUUAUCAUAAUAACCAAGAUUGAUCCUUCUCUUUACACCCCCAUGUAUUUUUUCCUUAGGAACUUUUCUUCUUUGGAAAUAUGUUAUGUGUCAGUCACUAUCCCCAGAUUAUUAAUAGAUCUUUGUAGACAAAAUAGAGAUAUUUCCUUUCUGGCCUGUGCUAUUCAAAUGUAUUUCUUUCUCAUCUUGGGAGCCACUGAGUGCUUCAUUCUGACUGCAAUGGCUUAUGACAGGUAUGUUGCCAUUUGCAACCCGUUGCUCUACCCUCUCAUCAUGAACAAUAGGCUGUGUAUCCAGUUGGCAGCUGGCUGUUGGAUCAGUGGUAUUCCAGUCCAUGUAGGGUUCACCUACCAGAUCUUCUCAUUACACUUCUGUGGAUCUAACCAGUUGAAUCACUUUUUCUGUGACAUACCUCCAGUACUUAAGCUUGCCUGUGGGGACACUUUUAUGAUUAAGAUGCUGAUUUAUGUGUUUACUGUUCUAGUUGUCACUAUUCCUUUUAUGUUGAUACUGGGAUCUUAUGUGAAUAUAAUCUCAACCAUCCUGAAGCUGCCAUCAGCAACUGGGCGAGCGAAGGCCUUCUCCACCUGUUCUUCUCAUCUCAUGGUUGUGGCUUUAUUCUUUGGAUCAGGCAUCAUUACAUAUUUGAGACCAAAGUCCAGCCGUUUAACAGAAAUGGACAAAUUCCUUUCUCUUUUUUACACCAUCGUAACACCAAUGUUUAACCCUAUAAUAUAUUGUCUGAGAAACAAAGAUGUUAUGGUGGCACUGAGAAAAUUCCUACCGAAAUGGAUUGUGCUAUGA